AUGAUUGCAAAGCUGAGUCCGACGCCGCUGUCGUUGGCCAACGACGUCAAACCGACUCCCGUGCGCCCGAGUGCGAUUGCUCGCCCGCGCCUCGAAAUUGCAGUGCCCAAGGAGAAGGCGACGACGACGUCGCCGCUCCAGAUGACCCGCCGCAAUGGUAUCCCGCCGCCUCCGCUGUCCACUUGCGGUGUGGCCAGCGUAGACCGCAAGGCCAUGACCACACGCCGCAACUCAGCAGCCAUUCCAUCGGCGCCCCGGAGCUCGAACGGAUCCAACGCCAGCAGUUGCUCGACGUCAUCGAAAGCCUCGGUGACGCCGCUCAAACGCACGGUCUCGGCGCCCCGCCUCACGAGCCGCAGCAGCACGGCGUCGCAGUGCGCGAGUGUGACGACGACGCGUGGUCCGUCGGCGACGCCCAAGAAGAUCUCGGCUGCCCCAACCCCCCGCAAGCCGCUCACGACGCCUGUCACGCCGCGCAGCACGGACCAGCGCCACGAGCUCGUGGCCAAGCGCCGCGAAGAGAAGGAGCAACGCGAAGCCCAGGCGCGCAAAGAGGCGUUGAGACAGCGCGAAGAGCGCCGACUUCUCCUGGAAGCCAAGAUGCAAGCUGAAAAGGACGCGCGGGCCGAGCUCGUCCGGAAGCGUCUCCUCGAGCGCGACGACCACCUUCUCAAGCGUCACGUGUAGACCGUACCC
Saprolegnia diclina VS20 is the source of this 696-nucleotide messenger RNA. RefSeq lists its product as hypothetical. Lineage: Eukaryota; Oomycota; Saprolegniomycetes; Saprolegniales; Saprolegniaceae. The coding region runs from base 1 to 687 and encodes 228 amino acids. The transcript has a single exon. The record is from RefSeq and is a predicted model, not a curated record.